UAAAAAUAAUUUAAUAUUUACGCACAAAUAGGGGGAGGAGGAAAGAGACCCCAAAACUCUUUGCUAGCUCAACUCUGCGAGUUUUCACUAUCUUAUCUUCUUCUAAGCAAUCGAAAUAUCUUUUCACAUCUAAAUUACACCGAUUCGAUCAUAUUCCCAUACUGAUCAAUUGGUCUCGUUCUCCAUUCCUUCAUUUUCAUUUUCAUUUUUUUUUUCCUUCAAAAGUUUCAUACGUGAGAAAUACAUUUGUUCCUCUUUCCUUUUUCUGUUUGUGUAUUAUAAUUUUUUUGGUGGGUUUAUUAAGAUUUGAAAUUUAGACAAAUAUACAAGAAGAUGUCGAAUUUGCAAAGUAAUUUCAAUCAGAAGAUCGACUACGUGUUCAAGGUGGUGCUGAUCGGAGACUCAGCGGUGGGAAAGUCUCAGCUCUUGGCUCGUUUUGCUCGGAACGAGUUCAGUUUGGAGUCAAAAGCAACAAUUGGGGUUGAGUUCCAGACUAAGACGCUCGUGAUCGACCACAAAACCAUCAAGGCCCAGAUUUGGGACACCGCUGGUCAAGAAAGAUACAGGGCAGUGACAAGUGCUUACUAUAGAGGUUCAGUGGGGGCAAUGCUGGUCUAUGACAUAACCAAGCAUCAAUCAUUUGAUCAUGUAACCAAGUGGUUAGAGGAAUUGAGGGGGCAUGCUGACAACAAUAUUGUCGUGAUGCUUGUAGGUAACAAGUCUGACCUUGGAACACUGAGAGCUGUACCUUCUGAGGAUGCGAAAGAGUUUGCCCAAAGGGAGAACCUAUUCUUUAUGGAGGCAUCAGCACUCGAGGCUACUAAUGUUGAAUCUGCAUUUAUUACAGUCCUAACGGAAAUUUAUCGAAUCCUUGGCAAGAAGUCCCUCAUUGCCAAUGACGAAGCAGAGUCGGAAGGGAGUGCCUCACUUCUCAAGGGUACAAAAAUUGUUGUCCCUGGAAGAGAGCCCGAGCCUCAAGGAAAUAGCUGUUGCUGGUCUUCAUAGGAUUUAGCCCUUUAACCUCCUGUAACGUGGAUUACUGCAGUUUAUAGAUCCAGAGAGAAUUGUAAUACAGCUCGUGGUACAUCUGGUAAUUAGUUUCACCCUCUUCUUGUAAAAAGCUGUUGGCAGCUGACCGGAGCAGAAAUCUCGGACUCAAACACACAGUGAUGUGAUAAAAUUGACAUGUACUUGCAUGUAGUUAAAGAUCACAUAUAUUUUAUGAUUUUUACAAGCAUUUCGUGGGUUUCCAGGAGCACACUCACCCACAAACAUGCAACUACUAGACCAAACGAGAAGUAGCUCAUGAGAAAAUGAGAUUGAGUUUGGUUGUGGAACAGUGUUGUUUUUCACUAUUUUAUUGAGUCUUACUUUUGAUACAUGAA
This is a messenger RNA of Prunus avium (sweet cherry), 1385 nucleotides long. RefSeq names its product RAB GTPase homolog A4C (gene RABA4C). NCBI's taxonomy places the organism in Eukaryota, Viridiplantae, Streptophyta, Magnoliopsida, Rosales, Rosaceae. The record is from RefSeq and is a predicted model, not a curated record. Gene Ontology annotation, molecular function: GTP binding; GTPase activity.